CAGUGCUUUAGGCGAAUGGCAUCCAUAGUGGCGGAAAACCGAGGCCAGAUAUUGCGGAUCCAAGACCUCGGAUGGAGGACUACCGCUUACCCUGUGAGCAAACCGAGAGUUGGGAUAUUUUAUUUCUUAUGAAGUUCGUUGAACCAUAUUAACUGGAAGAUCUGAAAUUGAUGAAUUAGAUUUAGAAUUUUUACUUGACAAACUGAUAGUACGGAAGCAGGUUCUACAACGAACCAACUUACCUCGAUUUCUUCUACUUCACAUCUGCUCCUACUUUUAGAUAGAAGGAGGUCAACAUUCCACGGUUAAUGUCCAUAAUGAUCGAUGUCCAUUCCCUACCCUCUAAUCACUCACGGCCGGCGGAUUUCUGUGAUGUUUGGGACUCAUCCACGUGCGAUCCAGCAAUUGGAGGAGUUCUGGAACCACAACAGUGUCUGUAAUGAAAACCUCCACGAGAGGAUGUAG
Messenger RNA from Amoebophrya sp. A25, 465 nucleotides. The record is from the annotation of a GenBank genome assembly. Lineage: Eukaryota; Dinophyceae; Syndiniales; Amoebophryaceae.